This is a messenger RNA of Xyrauchen texanus (razorback sucker), 1374 nucleotides long. It is a transcript of the gene stoml1, whose product is annotated as stomatin (EPB72)-like 1. Gene Ontology annotation, cellular component: plasma membrane. NCBI's taxonomy places the organism in Eukaryota, Metazoa, Chordata, Actinopteri, Cypriniformes, Catostomidae. The record is from RefSeq and is a predicted model, not a curated record.
UCCAAAACGCGGAAGUGGUGCUUGUUUUGGUUUUCGUGCCAUGGAUGGAGGUCAGAAAACCCGGUUUUAGAAUAAUACAAAAUCGUAAACGUCACGGAGGGAACCCGAUAUAGUCUGAUAUUUCUUGAAAAUGUUCGGGAAGCCUUCAGGUUAUGAGUAUCAGUCAUUAUCGCAGAGAGAUACAGAGUGCAGUAAAACUCCUGGACUGUUCUCAUCUCACUCGGUAUUGACUCACGGUCAAUAUGAUCAGAGAGGACAUUCAUUUGAUUAUGUGCCUAAAGUCUCUCAAAACGACUUCACAGAUAAAUCUCAAGGAUUGUUGUCCUGGAUUUGCAAUCUGAUCGUAACGUUCCUGGUUUUUCUCAUCACAUUCAUAACCUUUCCCAUAUCUGGAUGGUUUGUCUUAAAGGUUGUACCAAACUAUGAAAGAAUUGUUGCGUUUCGUCUGGGUCGGAUCCGUCCUCCUAAAGGUCCAGGAGUGGUUCUGGUUUUACCCUUGAUUGAUCAGUGGCAGAAAGUGGACCUCCGGACCAGGGCCUUUAACAUCCCACCCUGCAAGGUGGCCACUAAAGAUGGUGGUGUGGUUUCGGUUGGAGCCGAUAUUCAGUGGAUCUGGAGUCCAGUGAUGUCAGUGGUGGCCGUGCAGGAUCUAAAUGCCUCCACCCGUCUCACCGCGCAGAACGCCAUGAUGCAGUCGCUGAGCAAAAAGACACUGAGAGAGAUACAGACAGAGAGAUUCAAACUCGGGGAGCAUCUCGGGAUGGACAUGAAUGAGAUGACAAAGCCGUGGGGGCUGGAAGUGGACCGGGUGGAGCUGAUCCUGGAAGGUGUGCUCCAGGAUCCAAAUGGGGGCCACUCGGGGCCCUUCAUUAUGCCUCCUUCUGUCCCAGGGUUAGAAAGUCUCACUGGACCCAUACAGCAGCUCGCCAUGCAUUUCCUGAGCCAGACAGCUGCGUCUGAAACCAGCAAAGGAGAUACUGUGAGUUUUACCAAUGAGCUAAAUUCAGCUGCAGCUGUGAGUUGUAGCAGUGUGGAUGGACUGAUGUCUGCAGUCAGAUCAGUGCUGUCAGAGGAGCUGGUCAAUCAAGUGGGAGCCUGUUAUCACUUUCAGAUCAACACUGACUCUGGACAGACUAACAACUACUACAUGGAUCUGACACAAGGUCGUGGGGCGUGUGGUGCGGGUGUCCUGCCGAGAGAGCCGGAUGUUUCUCUGUGCAUGAGUGAGCAUAAUCUGUUGGCCAUGUUCAAGGGUGACCUGCGUCCAUUUGUUGCCUACAGUAGCGGCAGUCUGAGAGUUCAAGGAGAUUUGAACACUGCCAUGAGGCUGGAAGCACUCAUCAAACUACUCAAACCAACAUGAAGGGAUACAAU